GACAACACAUGGGGCCGUUAAGCCUGCUUAUUCGGAAGGAUCCAGAGUACUGUGGGCACCUACAGGUUCACAGAGGUAAAAGAGUGCUGUCUGCUCCACGGGACCACCAGGUUGGAGUCCCGAGAGAUUUUGGAACUAAAGCGUGAGAUUCACAAGCAGUGAAGAUGCCGAGGUCGUUCCUGGUGAAGAGCAAGCGCGCUCACAGCUACCAUCAGCCAAGGUCCCUUGAAGAUGACUACAGCAGACUUGAUACUAUAUUAGCUCAUAUAUGCGCAGAAAGCAAGACUCCUGAAGUGUCCGGAUACCGCUCCGGCGCCUUGGCCGCCGAUGCGCGGGGCAGGGUUUCGCCGGAGUCUCAUAUGGUGGACACCGCGGACCUGUCCUCUAAGUCACCGGGCAGUUGCGAAGGCAGCGUGUGCGGCCGGUCAUCGGACUAUGACGAUUUCUGGAGGCCCCCGUCGCCUUCUGCCUCACCAGCAGAUUCGGACAAGUCAUUCACACCUUCAGUCGAUGAGACCCAGCCGUUCGCCAUACCCUUCCGACCCUAUGCUUGGAGCAAUUAUUCCGGAUCCGAGCUCAGGAACCUCGUACAGCAAUCUUAUCACCACCACCCGAUAACUUUGGACCGCAGCCCCACGCUGGGACUUUAUGGGGAAAGAGGGGCCGAAGCCUCCGCGCUAACUGAACGGGAUCAAGGACUUUACAACGAUUACUGCACAGCAACAGGGCUCUAUGAAAGGGGCACCAAUCCCAGACUAUAUUCGGACCUCAGCAUGCACAACAAGGCUCCGGAAAUCAAAGCAGAGUCGGACGUACUCUGCAACACCCUCCUGCUGAACGGAUCGUACAAGUGCAUCAAAUGUAGCAAGGUGUUCUCCACACCGCAUGGCCUGGAGGUUCACGUCCGUAGGUCGCACAGUGGUACCAGACCCUUCGCGUGUGACAUGUGUGGGAAAACCUUUGGGCACGCGGUCAGCCUGGAGCAACAUAAAGCCGUUCACUCUCAGGAGAGAAGUUUUGACUGCAAGAUCUGCGGAAAAACGUUCAAAAGGUCGUCCACUCUGUCUACUCACCUGCUGAUUCACUCCGAUACCAGACCGUACCCCUGUCAGUACUGCGGUAAACGAUUUCACCAGAAGUCAGACAUGAAGAAACACACCUUCAUUCAUACAGGUGAGAAGCCACACAAGUGCCAGGUGUGCGGAAAAGCCUUCAGUCAGAGCUCAAAUCUUAUAACUCACAGUCGGAAACACACCGGCUUCAAACCGUUUGGCUGCGACCUCUGCGGUAAAGGAUUCCAGAGAAAAGUAGACUUGAGAAGACACAAAGAAACGCAACACGGAAUAAAAUAAGCAAACAAUAGCAAUCGCUAAAGGGAAACUGUGGAGAUGAAAGUGUACCUGUAGCCUAUUGUCACACCAAACACUAGCCUAUUUCAUACGCGGUGCAGGGCAAUACACUGACUGAAGAGCAUAUUUGGUAAAACACUCUCCCUCGGAUUGUAAAAAAAAUCCACGCAAUAACUCGCCAGUGAUUUAACCAAAGCGUAAUGUGUUGCGUUUUGUGAACAUCAAGCAUAGAGAGUGUUUCUUUCAGCUGGGUGAUAUGAGGGUUUUACCAAAUAACGAAACGAUUGAAUCCCAGCAGAGCGUGUCUGAACCCAUAAUAUUGUUACAUAAAUAAUUAGAGAGGCAAUAUAACCACUGAGAACAGGGACGCUGUAUAUCCUAAAACAGCAGCCGCGGGAGGAAAUCGCGUAAAGAAAAUCACCGCAUUUUAAAAGAAUGCCAUUUGUUUUCAACAGGGCUGUUCAAAUGCUAGCAAAACAGUCACUACAGAAGAGUGGAAAGAUUAUGUUUAGGUAAAAACAUUGAAAGAUGGUAAACCGCAUUCGCCGAAUUUUCUUUUUCAGUGUUUAAUAUCAAAUGUGUUGUGUGUGUCUAAUUGCACCGUUCUUUUCUUAAUUUUCCUUAAAGAAAAUCACAAUUUAUAUAUAUUUAAGACUACGUUUGCACUUUUGUAUUUUAAUGAAGCUCAUAUAUUACAUGUGGUCAUACGGUUUCUAAUAAAAUAAGAUAAUGAAUUGUGUUGCUAGAUUGAGUGGAAUGAGGCCAUUAGAUUAUAAAAAAUAUGGUCAUAAUGUAUAUAGGCCUACACGUGAUUUUUAUUCUGA
This is a messenger RNA of Conger conger (European conger), 2173 nucleotides long. It is a transcript of the gene gfi1aa, whose product is annotated as growth factor independent 1A transcription repressor a. The record is from RefSeq and is a predicted model, not a curated record. Gene Ontology annotation, molecular function: DNA-binding transcription factor activity, RNA polymerase II-specific; RNA polymerase II cis-regulatory region sequence-specific DNA binding. Gene Ontology annotation, cellular component: nucleus. Lineage: Eukaryota; Metazoa; Chordata; Actinopteri; Anguilliformes; Congridae. The transcript is spliced from 7 exons. Gene Ontology annotation, biological process: regulation of transcription by RNA polymerase II. The coding region runs from base 165 to 1352 and encodes 395 amino acids.